AAAGUCAAACGCCUGUUGACCAUCCUCUCCGGCCGUCAACGCUUCAAACACUCGGGCUCAAUCCUAGUCAACGGAGCUCACUUCACCAAACCCGUCUCGAAACGGAUCGGGUUCGUCACCCAAGACGACAUUCUCUACCCGCACUUAACCGUUAGGGAGACCCUAGUUUUCUGCGCCAUGUUAAGGUUACCGAAAACGGUGACCCGAUCCGAGAAGAUUCAGGCGGCGGAGAGCGUGAUUGCUGAGCUGGACCUCGAGAAGUGUGCGGACUCGGUGGUCGGGAGCGCGUUCGUGAGAGGAGUCUCGGGAGGGGAGCGAAAGCGGGUUUCGAUUGGGCAUGAGAUGCUGGUGAACCCGAGCCUGUUGGUUUUGGAUGAGCCCACUUCGGGUCUGGACUCGACCGCGCUGGGUUCGCUAGCCCGGAAGGGGCGGAGUGUGGUUUUGUCAGUACACCAGCCGUCUAGCGGAGUGUAUCAGAUGUUUGAUAAUGUUAUGCUGCUUUCGGAGGGUAAUUGUGUGUAUUUUGGGGAGGGGGUGGACGCGAUGGAGUAUUUUCGGGAGGUUGGGUUUGUGCCGAGGUUUCAUGUUAAUCCUGCGGAUUUUAUGCUUGAUCUCGCUAAUGGUGCAAAUGGUUGUGUUCAAAUAGAGUACAAUAGUGAAGCAGAUAAAUCAAAUGUAAAGCAAACUCUAGUUUCAUCUUACAACAGAGUACUAGCUCCGAAGGUGAAGGCCUCUGUUGAGGCUGCUCUCGCUGCUGUUGCUGCUACAGGAAAUCCUCCAACAACAGGCACCCAGAGGUCCACGGAGCAAGAACAAAAGGACCACAGCAGCAUCAGUUGGUUCACCCAAUUCACCAUCCUCCUCCGCCGCGGCCUCAGAGAACGCCGCUACGAGACCUUCGCCUCCCUCCGUGUCCUUCAGGUCCUCGCCGCCUCCUUCCUUGCUGGCUCAAUGUGGUUCCACUCCAGCAUCCACAACGUCCGCGACCGCCUCGGCCUCCUCUUCUUCAUCGCCAUCUUCUGGGGUGUUUUUGCCUCCUUCAACGCGGUAUUCACCUUCCCUCAAGAACGCGCCAUCUUCAUCAAGGAACGCUCCUCUGGCAUGUAUACAUUGUCUUCCUAUUUCAUGGCCAGGACAGUCGGCGAUCUCCCCAUGGAGUUCGUACUUCCUUCAGUAUUCACGUUCAUUCUGUACUGGAUGGCGGGUCUCAGGCCUGAGAUCGAUGCGUUUUUGCUUACCCUUAUUAUACUAUUAGCCUACGUUCUUGUUGCUCAAGGGCUUGGGCUUGUGAUUGGAGCGGCGAUCAUGGACGCUAAGCAGGCCUCGACAGUUGUGACUGUUACAAUGCUGGCGUUCCUGUUGACUGCUGGUUUUUACGUUCAGCAUGUACCUGGAUGUAUAUCCUGGCUCAAAUACGUGUCGUUUACCUUCUACUGUUAUAGGUUGCUUAUAGGAGUUCAGUAUCGAGGAAACGAGUUAGAUCAGUAUCUGGGCUCGCAUAGUUCUGGACAUGGGCAAAGACCAGGAGAAGAAGCGAUUUUGACGCAGAUUACUGUUAGGGAGAGUAUCGCGGCGUUGUUCAUUAUGUUUUUUGGGUACCGGAUUCUGGCGUAUAUCGCUCUGAGGCGUAUCAAAGUUUGAUAUGCGAAAGGUGGAUUUUUUUUUUUUUUUUUGCAUCGGAAAAUAAUUAACAGGAAGAAGAGAAAGCAAAAGUCGAGAAGAACUGUAAAUGGUGGAUGUAAUUAUAUAAGAGAGAUUCCUAUUAAGGCUAAGUGGGAAGCUUGUGUAUAUAAGCAUGAACAGCAUCAUGCAUUGAUGUUCAUCUGUAUAGUUUUCAAGAUUGAAUACGAUAUUCAUCCAGAUUAAAUAAGUUUAGUAGAAGUUUUGUUGGGUUUUAUUGUGUGUACGUAAGUUUUUGGGCUUUUAC
Asparagus officinalis (garden asparagus) is the source of this 1927-nucleotide messenger RNA. Its product is annotated as ABC transporter G family member 25-like. Gene Ontology annotation, molecular function: ATP binding; ATP hydrolysis activity; ABC-type transporter activity. Gene Ontology annotation, cellular component: membrane. NCBI's taxonomy places the organism in Eukaryota, Viridiplantae, Streptophyta, Magnoliopsida, Asparagales, Asparagaceae. The record is from RefSeq and is a predicted model, not a curated record.